UACAUGGAGCGGAUAUGAAGCGAAUCAUAGGACCAUGUGUAAGAGAACGGACAGCGUCCGGUCUGAGGUUAUCCGCCCCGUUACUGGUGUAUAUCUCAGCGUAGAGAAAGCGAGCCACUUCGACCUUGGAUAACGAACCCUGCGAUAUAUUUGUUUUAAACACAACCGUGGAGCCUAGAAUGUUUUCAAGCAGAGAUGAAAAACAGUGACCUGGCAACCUGACGGGCGGGUGCGUUACCGUGGCUGAGCGAUUCCCCAACAUGUCACAUCGCCAAACACAGCCAAUGCUGCACGGGAGCUUCACACUUCAGUGCUUUUUAAUGCAUAGACCUGAGCUUCGACCUUGACUGUAAGGUGAACGAUGUCCUUCUGAGGCUUUUUGGAUGAGCUGCCAUCCACCAUGAAGAAGCGCGCCAAUAAGAUCCUGGAGCCGGACGAUCCUUUGUGCUGCUGUGAGUAUGUGGACCGUCAUGGUGGGCGGAGUCACAUGGCAGCGUGCUGCUGUGACUGUGAGGAUCUGGACGAGGCUUGUGACAGAUGGCUGAAGAGAGAACCCCAGAACUCGGACUCGUUAUCUCGAGUGGCGGCCACGGUGACCGAUCGUCUACGAGUGCCCUGGAUUUCAGGAGCUAAAAAAGUAGACCUGUCCCUGAUCCCGCCUCUCAUCCUACUUCCCAUCCUCUUGCACAUCGCCGCUCUGCAUUACCUGCUGGGUAUCGUGGUCUUGACAGCGCUACCCGGCAUGGUGCUGUGGUAUUACUACUUCACCCACCGCAAGAAAGGACGCACGCUGUUCUUCCUCAGCCUGGCGCUGUUCUCCCUCUUCUAUAUGUACUACCUCUUCCUCACAGAGGUCGUGCCUCGAGGCGACGUCACCAACGUACAGCUGGGGCUCAUCACGCUAGGAGUGGCACUUACAAUCACAGCCCUCGUGCACACCAAGAAAGGCCCGGGCUACGUCAAGCCCAGUCCUGCUGACAUUCACAGCACAGUGACGUAUCACAGCCUUCCUCCCGACGUAGACCCCGCCUACCACGACAGCUCACGCCAUCAGGUGGUGAUUGCCAAUCGGACCAGUUCUGCCGAGCAGAGUGCUGAGCCUAGAGCUGUGGCAGGCGGCGUUUUGGAGAAAGACAGCAGCAGGAGGAACUGGUGUCCAUUCUGCAAGCUGGCACGACCUCCGAGAGCCGGACAUUGUAGGAUCUGCUGCGCUUGUGUCCUGCGCCUGGACCAUCACUGUGUCUGGAUUAACAGCUGUGUGGGUCAGGCCAACCAUCGCAGCUUCCUGCUGACGCUCUUCUUCUUCCUGUUGACCUCGCUGUAUGGGAUCAGCCUGGUGCUGCGCAGUGUGUGUCCCACCCAGAGCCUCCUGACCGCCUUGCUCUACUGCCCCGAUGUCUACAGUCAGUCCAGCUCGGCCCUGUGCUUCACCUGUGCCUGGUACAGCAGCAUCGUCACCGGAGGACUGCUCCACUUGCUGGUGCUGCAGCUGAUCAACGUCAGCUACAACGUAACGGAGCGUGAGGCUCGGAUCGCUCUGAGAGACAAAACCGGACGCAGUCUCAUCUGGGGCCUCAUCAUUGAUACGGGUGUGUACUCGCAUGGCUUCCGCGCCAACUGGAUUGAAUUCCUCACCAUGGGCGAGACGGUGGAACCCAAAGCACUGAAACCUACAGAUCUAGUGUAGACAUACUGCUGCUCAGCAUCUGAGCCUUAAAGAAGUGUGACUUACUGGAGGUCAUGAAAAGCUGUCAGAUUGGAUUAAAGCGUUGCGCACGUGCAGAUACACUACAGUCCCAAGAUUAGGUUUAUUAUAACCGAAAGGAAGAAAGGUUUUAUUUUUAUUUUUGUCCACUAGGUGGCAGCAGUAUAUCAUAUUUCAUCUGGCUGUAACCAAAUCGCAAUGCCUCAUCAGUGCACCUCAACAGCAAAAGGGGUCCGGGUAUCAAAGUGUUCACCAGACCCAACAUCUGCGAGUCCUUCCUAAGCCAUAUAAAGUAUGCCAUGAGACCAUAACAUUCAGAGCUGCUGUGUGUCUCUGUCUCUGCCCAGAAUGUAAAGUAGUGUUGUCUAGACAUCAUGUCAUGAUCUAGCUUGAUUUAGUGCCUUGCUGGGACAUGGGAGGGAAAAAAAACAAAACAAAACAAAA
Molecule: messenger RNA, 2149 nt
Organism: Hemibagrus wyckioides
Lineage: Eukaryota; Metazoa; Chordata; Actinopteri; Siluriformes; Bagridae
Gene: zdhhc23b
Product: zinc finger DHHC-type palmitoyltransferase 23b
Exons: 6
Coding region: 401-1687 (428 amino acids)
Biological process (GO): peptidyl-L-cysteine S-palmitoylation; protein targeting to membrane
Cellular component (GO): endoplasmic reticulum; Golgi apparatus
Molecular function (GO): protein-cysteine S-palmitoyltransferase activity
Source: RefSeq, a predicted model, not a curated record